CUUUGAGGUUAAUGCACAGCCCAGACUUAGGCGCCUCUCCGGCAGCGGACCCAGGCUCGGAGACCCGGACGCUGGGACAGGUAGCCCCGGACCGGAGCGGUCCGUGCGGCCCGCAGCUGGGGCAGAGGUCCCGGGGGACUUCUCGGGGGCGGUGUCCGUGGGCUUCACGCGCCGUAGCAGGCGAGGCUGCAGCAGCGCGGGGGUUAACUGGAGGCGGGCCCACCCAGGUUACGCGGUGGCGUCACGGGCGUCGCGCCUUUCCGGGUUACGCAGCCAGGGGCGGGCUGCUCUGGGAGCCAAUGGAGUGCGUCUAUGCAAAUAGCUGCGGAGCUAGCGCCUUCGCCCGUCGGUGGAGAGUUGGCCGCUCCGGGCUCCGCCUCCUGGUGGGCCCUCCGGGCUUCCCCGCCUCCCGGCGCACCUUUCUCUGGUGCCCACAGGCGGCCCGCCGACCGCCCCCGCCAGGCGGGGACCACGGCGCCCCCCGCAGGACCCGCCCGCCGCCCCGGGGACGCCCGAGCGGCGCCUCCCUGAGGCCGAUGCCCACCCGGGAGUCCUCAAAGACCCGCGGCUACCGGGGGGACCUGCAGACCCGCCCGCCCGGCCCUGGGCCCCCGCGGUUGGUGCCUCCAGGCCCGGAAACCAGCGCCCCCCGCGCUCUGUGCGAGCGUCAACCAGGAGCGCACAGGGCAAGGCCCAAGAAGAUUGUAUUUGAGGAUGAGCUGCCAUCCCGGGCCCUCUUGAGCACCAGGAAGCCUAUUGAAGCCAUCCCCAGGGGGCAUAUGCCAAGGGCCCACCCAGUGCCCGACUAUGAGCUUAAGUACCCACAAGUGAGCAGUGAGAGGGAACGGAGCGGCUAUGCUGCGGUGUUCCAGGACCAGUACACAGAGUUCGUGGAGCUCCAGCAGGAGGUGGGCUCUGCACUGGCAAAGCUCCAGCAGCUGGAGACCUUGCUGACCUCACUGCCCAGGCCGCGAAGCCAGAAGGAAGCCCAAGUUGCCGCCCGUGUCUGGAGGGAAUUUGAGAAGAAGCAGACGGACCCCAGCUUCCUGGACAAGCAGGCUCGCUGCCACUACCUGAAGGGCAAACUGAGGCACCUCAAGAUGCAGAUCCAGAAGUUCGAUGAGCAAGGAGAUUUCGAGGGCUCUGUGUACUUCUGAGUGCCCUGGCAGACAGGCAGAGGGACCCAUUGAGGUGGCGGUCCCACCUGCCCUCGCCUCUCCUCCUACCUCCCGGCUUUAGCUCCUGCUUUUACACCCUCCUGGGGUAGUUUUGGCGAAUGCCUCAGCCUCUGAGACCCAGCCCUGAGGGUGCCUUCCUCCUCCGGGAAGCCGUCCCAGAACCUCCUCAGGGACCACCGGCUCUGAGCCCAGAUCUCAGUCCAUCCCCUGGAAGCAGGUCUUGCCUAAGUCUCUAUCUCAGUGUAAUAAACGUCUAUGAAAUGC
This is a messenger RNA of Zalophus californianus (California sea lion), 1442 nucleotides long. It is a transcript of the gene OCEL1, whose product is annotated as occludin/ELL domain containing 1. Gene Ontology annotation, cellular component: cytoplasmic vesicle; bicellular tight junction; apical plasma membrane. The record is from RefSeq and is a predicted model, not a curated record. Gene Ontology annotation, biological process: bicellular tight junction assembly. The transcript has 5 exons. NCBI's taxonomy places the organism in Eukaryota, Metazoa, Chordata, Mammalia, Carnivora, Otariidae. The coding region runs from base 12 to 1157 and encodes 381 amino acids.